Molecule: messenger RNA, 2306 nt
Organism: Uloborus diversus
Lineage: Eukaryota; Metazoa; Arthropoda; Arachnida; Araneae; Uloboridae
Product: monocarboxylate transporter 13-like
Exons: 4
Coding region: 1-1968 (655 amino acids)
Biological process (GO): transmembrane transport
Molecular function (GO): transmembrane transporter activity
Source: RefSeq, a predicted model, not a curated record
AUGGAUGGUCCGGACGGUGGCGGAGCUUGGUUCGUGGCGCUUUCAGCUUGCCUGAUCAACUUCAUAAUGGCCGGACUGGGCCGGAUGGCCGGCAUCAUUUACAUCGCCUUCAUGGAUCGCUACCGGACGGACAGACAGGGCGCGGCCACGCCCUUCGCCGUGCGAUCCUCGACAAGGAGCCUGCUUGGUCCUGCAGUGGGCAUCCUGGGCCAAAAGUAUGGCGUCCGAGCUGUAACGGUGACUGGAGGAGUUAUUGGUACACUUGGAGCAGCGGCGUGUUUCUUUGCUCCUGACAUGAUUUGGGUCAGCAUCCUUUGGGGAGGAAUUAACGGUCUAGGCACUGCUUUGACUACUACUCUUCCGCUAGUGGUGAUAGAACAAUACUUCAAGAAACAUCGGACAACCGCUUCAGGGAUGGCUUUCUCAGGAGGUUGCAUUGGUGCUUUUCUGUUCCCUGCACUGCUAGAGAAGCUGCUUCUCUCUUAUGGACUUGAAGGGACCUUCCUCAUUCUCGCCGGAAUCGUCAUGCACACUAUACCAGCUGCCAUGAUCUUGCGCAAGCCACCAUGGCUGAGGAAAGGCAAGCAGAAUAAGAAUGGCACACACAAGCCUCUUCAUAAAAAGAACUCUGAUGUUUAUGAAGGCUUAAAGCCGUGCGACUCUUACAGAGGUGCAAUUGAUGGACUUGAGAACGACAUCAAUACAGAUUGCCUCAAGCAGAACGUAGACACUAUAGUACAGUUGUUGAAGCUCGAUAUAUUCUCUAAACAUUCUUCUCAACGCAAUCUUGUAGCAGAUUUAACCACGAAUGGAUUCUGUUCUUCAGAAAUCAUGGACAUUUUGAAGGAUAUCGAGCGUUUGUAUUUUCAUUCGCAAGCACCUGACUCAGAACAGUUUUUGAAGCCAGGAGAUAGUCCCGUUCGAAACAACAUCCGAAAUCGCUUGUUGGUGGCAGAAAUCAGAUGUAAGAAAAGUCAGAGCUUCCACUUGGAUGACAAACCAGAAAAAUUUCAAACUAUUUGCACAAAUGUGUCGACGCCAGAUAUUUCAAAAAUUCAGCGUAAGCCCAUAGAUCCGUGCAUUUUACUGAGGAUAAAAGAACUAUGUAACACGAAUGAAAGCAAAAUUUUGUCUCUGUACCCAGAAUGCAGGAGAAAAGAAAUUUCUCUUCUACUGAAGGAAAUUCGAAAGUUGAAUAAGUUGAGCUGCUCAGAAGAGAAACAAAGUUUCUUGACUGGGUCUUUUUGUGACAUUUCUGGUGAGACGUUGAUGCCUGUUAAUACAGCAGAUAAAACUAAUGCAAUGACGCUAAGCAUCGACAAUCACCCCAACACAUUUCGUAGUCAUUUCAAAACUGCACUGAAAUUGCACAAGAAUCCUCUUUUCUUGCUGAUUUGCGUUUGUCGCGCAGUCCACUUCAUAACUUUCGUGCCAACGGUGACUGUCAUAGUCGACUUCUCAAUAGAUCAAGGUCUUCCUGCUGACGAGGGGAAAUACGUCAUUGGAGCACUGUCUGCGGGAGAUCUGUUAGGACGUUUGUGCCUAGGGUGGAUUACCGAUUAUGGAUUCAUCGGUUUGCCCAAAUACAUGAUGUUUGUGAUGAUUUUGCAGGGUAUGAGCACGGCAUCUUUGCCGAUGAUGCACGAUCGCAAUUCUCUCUACGCGAAUUUGGUAGUGUUCGGUGCCUUGCAAGGAUCCAUAUUUAUCAGGCAUUCUAUUUGCAUUUCCAAGUAUUUGGAAAGCCACGAGCAGUCUAUAGCCAUGGGAUGCAUGAACUUCUUUUCUGGGCUCCUCGGGUUUCUUCUCCCGCUUUAUAUUGGUUAUUUCCGGGACACCAUUGAAUCCUACGACUGCAUUUUCUUCAUCAACGGUUGCAUUGGUUUCUUAGUUGGAUUGCUUUGGAUUUUUGUACCUUCCUUACUAAAAGCAAAUGCUAUGGAGAACAAAGAUGUACCCGAAGCAGUUUGAACUCUUCAGUAGAAACUGACUGUUGUUACUCAACUAGGAGAUAUUCCUAUUGAAUAUUCAUCUCCUUUGGUGCUCUGGAGGACAAAGAUGUAUCGGAAAACAUUUCAGUAGAAACUCCGACUGUUGUUACUUAGCAGGAAGAUGGUAAUUCCAAAUCUUCUCUUACUCCAGUGCUCUGGAGAACGAAGACGUCCUAGAAGCGGUUUGAACUCUUCAAUAGAAACUGAAACUCAGGAUUGGGAGCUGUUCCUUUAAAAGCAUUUUCGACAUCGGCUUCUUAAUUGGAUUGCUUUGGGUUUUUGAACCUUACCUAUUAAAGGCAAAUUCUCUGGAGGACA